UUUAAAGGUUGAUCGAUAGUAUAUUAUUUUAUUAAAUAACAAGCGACAUUGUUGCAAAUACUGCCAGAAAAUGAGCGGUUCAGUGAAGAAGAUCGCCGACGUGACUUUCAAGGCCGGCAAGACUAUUGAUUGGGAAGGAAUGGCCAAUCUUCUCGUCAGCGAUGAAGCUCGCAAGGAGUUCUCCAAUCUCCGUCGCGCUUUCGAUGAUGUCAACUCCCAACUUCAGACCAAGUUCAGUCAGGAACCUGAACCUAUCAACUGGGGGUAUUACAGAAAAGGAAUUGGUUCUCGCUUGGUAGACAUGUACAAAGAGGCCUACGACAGCAUUGAGAUCCCCAAGUUUGUGGAUAUGGUGACUCCUCAAUAUAAACCCAAAUUUGACGCCUUGUUGGUGGAGCUGAAAGAAGCGGAGCAGAAAUCUCUGAAGGAAUCUGAAAGAUUAGAAAAAGAAGUUGCAGACGUGCAAGAGUUGAAGAAAAAACUUAGUACGAUGACAGCUGAAGAAUACUUUGAGAAGCAUCCUGAGCUGAAAAAGAAGUUUGAUGAUGAAAUUCAAAAUGAUUACUGGGGCUAUUAGCAGGUUUUUUUUUUUGGGUAAAGUUGAUCAAAGAAAAAGAAGCAGUUGUGGUUUGUUUUCAAAUGUUAACUUGGACAUCCUAAUAUGACCUUGAAUUUGGGGGAUGUUUAAUUUCACUAGGCUUUAAAUAUGCAAACCCAAUCUUUUUACUAGCUCAUUGAAACACAAUUCCACAAAAAGGAAUACUUUCUUUAUGAGAUACAUACUAUCCACUUCCUUUCUAACA
Molecule: messenger RNA, 803 nt
Organism: Solanum lycopersicum (tomato)
Lineage: Eukaryota; Viridiplantae; Streptophyta; Magnoliopsida; Solanales; Solanaceae
Source: RefSeq, a predicted model, not a curated record